Molecule: messenger RNA, 1309 nt
Organism: Phragmites australis (common reed)
Lineage: Eukaryota; Viridiplantae; Streptophyta; Magnoliopsida; Poales; Poaceae
Product: pre-mRNA-splicing factor SPF27 homolog
Exons: 7
Coding region: 79-831 (250 amino acids)
Biological process (GO): mRNA processing
Cellular component (GO): catalytic step 2 spliceosome; Prp19 complex; precatalytic spliceosome
Source: RefSeq, a predicted model, not a curated record
CUCUCUUGGUACUCCCUCCGCCGGCGCGGUAACCUUCUCUCUCCCGCUCGCCUCUCGCCUGCGACUGCGGCCGCCGCGAUGGCCUCGUCGUCGGCGACGAGGGAGGUUCUCAUGCUGGAGGCCCCGCCGUCCAACCCCGUGGGGUCUCCGUGGCGCGCGCCGCCGGACGCCGAGGCCGUGGACGCGCUGCCCUACAUCGACGGCGACUACGGCGACCCGGCGGUGAAGCGGGAGGUGGACCGCCUCGUCGAGGAGGAGAUGCGGCGAGGGAAACGCAAGCCCGCCGACUUCCUCCGCGACCUGCCCCCCGUCCCCGCCGCCGGAUUCGAGAAUCAUCCUAUGCUCGCUAAAGAGUACGAACGAGUUAGGGCUGGCAAACCUCCUUUUAUGUUAGAUAUGUCCCGCUAUGGUUUGGAGCCACCUCCAAUGAACAAGCGGAAUGAUGUCGCUGCCUGGAGGCAGGCUUUACGAAAUGCUCAGAGCCAGCUACAGCAUCAAAUUAUAAGGAUAGAGAAUCUGGAGCUUAUGCUGAAGUAUGGUGUUGAGGUUUGGAAGCUUCAGAACAGACAAAUGGAAUCAGUUUUGUCUAGGAUGCAAAAGAUGGCUGUAGAAUACAAUGAAAGGAUAGAAACUGUCAACCGUGAGAGGAAAUUCCACCAGCAAAACACUGGAGGACAGCUCCAUGCCCUGACAAUAGAAUGGCAAGAGCUGUGUCAAAAGAACAUAGCUAUUCAAACUGCCUGUGUUGAUAUGCAGAAUCACAUUGAUCAACUUAAACUUGAGGCGAAAGAACUGGGAUUGCCCAUGGAUGACAAGGAUGAAACUAACUGACAAGCAUCCUGAGGAGUUUGAGAUUGUGCCAGUUGCUGCAGUGGGCUGGGCACCAUGCAUGCAUCCACAGCAUCAGAAAUUAAAUUCAGAAUCAGGCGCAUUCAGGUCUGAUCCAGUGCUUCACAUGACACGCAUGCAUGGGGACGUGGGAGAGGCUUGAGCCGCCGGCCUUCCUCCUUUUUUUAGGACAAAUAACCGGCCUUCCUGGGUUGCCCGUUGCUGUGCUCAUCGAUCUGUGCUACCAGUUCGAAUAUGUACUCGCAGCUUCAUCUCCCAAUGCAAGACUCUAAUAGAAUUUCGUGUCAUCUUUUAGGGUGUUCUUCUAUUUUUUUCUUAUAAAUUUAAUUAAAAUUUUAUUACUAGACUCGAUUUGACCAUUAGUCUGAGGAUAAUAUAGAGAUGCAUUGAUAAGAUUAAUUUUUAAUGACUCAGCAAUUUAUGUACAUGAUGUGACAUGAAUGAAGUACCUUGAUAUGUA